Molecule: messenger RNA, 3492 nt
Organism: Rhipicephalus sanguineus (brown dog tick)
Lineage: Eukaryota; Metazoa; Arthropoda; Arachnida; Ixodida; Ixodidae
Product: transcriptional repressor scratch 2
Exons: 4
Coding region: 444-1340 (298 amino acids)
Biological process (GO): regulation of DNA-templated transcription
Molecular function (GO): DNA-binding transcription factor activity, RNA polymerase II-specific; RNA polymerase II cis-regulatory region sequence-specific DNA binding
Source: RefSeq, a predicted model, not a curated record
CAGCCUUCUCCACCUGUUGGCCGGCUAUUUCCGGCGCGACCGAGGUGGUUGGUCGCGUCUGCGAGGAGUCUGCAGAGCGUCACGGCACCAGCGGCGCCUCAUUCCGUCAGGACCCCCGCCGCGUCCAUGCAAUAGCAGGUCGCCGCCGGUGCACACGUUCUCAAAGGAACUGCUCCGCAGCGACAGCGCCAUCAGCAACGACAGCAUGACGACCUGCCCUGCCGAAGGCCGAUGAGUGUUAGGCUUAGUGUAAACACGCGCCUGGACCACGCGGCUUGGUGGGAGCAACCACGUCUUUGGAUAACCGAAACCUUUUCAGGCGACGUCGCUGGCCAGACGAAGCUCCACGGUGUGUGAGCGAGGCAGCUCAAGACUACGUCGUGCCUCCAAGACCGCCGUCUCCAAAAAGGGGGAGGCCCGGCGCGUGACGCUCACCGGCCACCAUGCCUCGGGCAUUCCUCAUCACAAACAAGCGCUACAAUUCGACUGUCGACCACGACGACGCUGACCAACACCGGCCCGCCGGGGGCGGCAGAGAGAACAGCCCCGAGCGGCGUGUGAGCACAGCUGAGGCACCUGCCGAUCACGAGGCGGAACCAUCAUCGCGCGUCCCGGAGGCGACGGGGCAGAGCUGCUGGUCCUCUUGGAAACCGGCCAGCCCGAGGUCUCCUGCCAGCCUCUCCCGGACCGCCACACCUGUGUCCGAAGAGCCGCUCAGCCUGACGGUGCAUGAUGCGCAACCACAACUCUCAUCUGCAGCAGCAGCCGCUUCGGCCAGCAUACUCGCCGCAGUACUGCAGCAAGUCCGAACUCUUCAGGAGCCUGGCGGCACCUCGCGACUCUCGGGCAGCGGGGCCGGUGAGCCGUACUACGCGUGUCCCGAGUGCGGCAAGCGGUACAGCACGUCGAGCAACCUUGCCCGACACCGGCAAACGCACCGCAGCGUGACGGACAAGAAGGCGCGCCAGUGCCCGCACUGCUCCAAGGUGUACGUGUCGAUGCCGGCCUUCUCCAUGCACGUGAGGACGCACGGCCAGGGCUGCCAGUGCCCCUUCUGCGGCAAGUGCUUUUCUCGGCCCUGGCUGCUGCAGGGUCACAUCCGCACGCACACCGGAGAAAAGCCGUUCAAGUGCUCCCAGUGCUCCAAGGCGUUCGCCGACAAGUCCAACCUGCGCGCCCACGUCCAGACCCACUCGCCCACGAAGCCGUUCGUGUGUCGUCGCUGCGGGAAGGCGUUCGCGCUCAAGAGUUACCUCUACAAGCACGAAGAGUCAUCGUGCAUGAGGGUCCGCGCCGCGGCUCCGACCCCACCCUCGUCCAAGGCGGAACCCGAAGUCUGAGUGGCGGCGCCGUCGAGGCACCAGCGCUGGAUUUGACAAGUGCAUUCUCCCAGUGAGGUUGUCACGCCCUUCUGGGUAGCCAGUCCGCAUGGCGCCAUGUCCGCGUCGUGGCGCUGACUCUUUCUUUUUUUCGGGUGACCAGUGCCUUGUGGCUCAUCUUUAAUACCGGUUCUUUCUACAGCCACUGUGGCAGUGAUGACGAUGUUCGGCCUGCCGAAGCCUUCACCCUUAUCAACGUCCGUCCAUUUUUGUACACGUGUUAUUUAAGUGAGACGUCAAAAAGGUAGCCUCAACACUGCUCUGCAGGGUGUUUAAAGAGACGGCUUAGAAUCAUAUCAUUGCGUUAGCCGUAAAAGAGCUGAUGACUGUUGCUCUUUGCCAACGUAUACUUUGGUACGCGAGCAUUCGUUCACGCCAAAACAAUCAUCCUUAGUUCUCUCUCUCUCUAUUUUCCCUUCAUUCAAAUACUUAAGCAUUGAGGGUGUCUUUGCACGAACUAAUAUGCAGGUGAGGUCGAGUUUCUCAGCUGAUCACAAGAGUGUAGCGCUAGUCUACGACGUGUGCCCAGCAUGUCAGCAUUGUUUUCUGCCUCUCUUAUUUAAUGAGCCAUGCACAACGAUGUCUCGACUUGCUAGGGCUCAUGAAGGAUGCUUAUACAGAGAAUACAUAUGUAGUUAGAUAACGUCCUUUUGCAGUAGUCAUUAUUAGUAUCAUAUCUACUCAGAGGCUUUUCAAUGCCCACCAACUAUAUCAAUGAUAUAUUGCUGGUGUAUAAAUUCAUGCCGUUAUGUUUAUUUAUUUAGCUGUAUUUUUUUACAUGGAGGCAUGACGAAUAUAAAAAUGUUCUAGCAUAUUCAUGCCAUCUUUCUUCUUCUUUUAACAGUGGUGUCAUAGGCGUUUGCAGAUGGGGGAGUAUCAUGAUCAUCAGAUGUGAUGGGUUGGUAGGGACGUGACGGAGAAAACGUGCAGCUGAAUGAUUCGAAUAAUGCUUCUGAAAAAAUGCAUUCUUGUAUCAGUCAUUUAAAAACCAAACGGCAUGAACUCAUGCACCGACCUACCAACCUAUGCAAUAGGCUGAAGUAUGUUUCUUUAUAUUCACACGAUUAUAGUCUUCAAAUGACCCACUUUUUUGUUGUUAAACUUGCUUCACUCGAAUCUAUUUGCUGAUUUUUCUUAAUAGCAACUCCAGGAGACCAACACGGAAACUCUCCUUCUUUGGCAGCACAACAUAAAAGAAAGCAGUGACUUAUUCCACCUUUAUUCUCUAUUUCCAUUCAUUAUAUUCGCAAUGUGCACGGCUAUUCUCUUCUCUUUUGAGGAAAAAAAAAAACGCCCUUUAAUAUGACUAUUUUCUGCUGGUUCCUUUGUUAAGUUUCUACUUAAAAUAUCACACAGAAAGCCUACACACUUUCACGUAUUCAUAUGCUGGCGCUUUCUUUUCCCGGAAGUUAGCUUAACAGCAUAGAGAGAUUAUGUCAUAUACAAAUACCGGCUGCUUUCGACAAUAUACGACGGCAGGGCUUGCAAGUAGAUGUUCCAAUACGCCAAGAAUCGCAAUCCGAUGCUCUCGUGGGAUGUAGACCCACCGUUCGCAGAGUUUUUACACCGCUGAAAACGAAGGAAACUUAGCCGUAACGCAUAGUCAACAUCUACUUAACGUGCCAUACUUUACUUACUUUUGUUUGUUUAUGUAUAUCUGAAAGCGUCAUUCAGUGCCGCUAUCAGUCCAUUUAGUACUGACGUGAAUACUUUUGUACAGAUUAAGCUGAUCAAUUAAGAGAAAUGACGACGUAUAGUUCUUUAGAGCGGCAAUAAGUCAAACUAGUUGGUAGGGUAGGGACUCACGUCAGAAGAAAGUUGGACGUGCAGACAAGGACGAAAGUGUUUGUCAGUUCCUCUCCCAUAACGUUCGAGCCUGCACGCUCAGGUUUUUAUUCUGCACUGAAGUUCUUCUUUUGCUUGCAGGCCACACAAAAAACCUUCGAUGACGUAAAACGGUGCACAAAGUGUCGAUAUUUGGAUUUUUAAAACGUUUUCCUUCGGGAGUGAGUAGUGACACUAUGCAUUGUUUAAGAAAACUGCGUCACAGAGGAGACGAAAAGACUUUUUUUAACCACACGAACACAAGCGCCGCACCAAAAACUCGUCCGAC